AUGACCAUCGCCCGCGAGGAGUCUACAUCCAAAUCCCAAACACCAUUGGCGGUAUUCUCGAAUACAGGCAAGCCAGCUCACUAUGCUGUCUUCAUCCCCACCGGUGAAACAAGCGAAAAGGGAAAGCUUAUCCAUGUGACCGGAACUACCGCCACAGGAUUCUUCCUUGAGUUCAAGCGGAAUUACAACGUCGGUGCCACUAAGCGGAGUCACCAAAUCAUUCCGCUGGCCAAAGUCAAUGCCAAAUAUAUCACCGAUACUGUUGGCAACGGACACGAGUCUGCUGAUACAACGGCUCGUGAUCGACUGGAGUCAGUCGCGACAAUUGUGCCGCCUCCGGGGCGAAGCCCUAAUCCCUUUGAUCCAUCGGCACCCAAUUGCCAGAAUUGGAUAGCAAACUAUGUCGAGAGACUCAUUGCCGAAGGCUUGCUUGAGAGCAGCGCCGCUUCCGUUCUUCAAAGCGCCCCGCGACGGCUGUGA
This is a messenger RNA of Aspergillus costaricaensis CBS 115574, 480 nucleotides long. RefSeq lists its product as uncharacterized. The transcript has 3 exons. The record is from RefSeq and is a predicted model, not a curated record. Bases 1 to 480 code for a protein of 159 amino acids. Lineage: Eukaryota; Fungi; Ascomycota; Eurotiomycetes; Eurotiales; Aspergillaceae.